Fusarium oxysporum Fo47 is the source of this 343-nucleotide messenger RNA. RefSeq lists its product as uncharacterized. The transcript has a single exon. NCBI's taxonomy places the organism in Eukaryota, Fungi, Ascomycota, Sordariomycetes, Hypocreales, Nectriaceae. The record is from RefSeq and is a predicted model, not a curated record. The coding region runs from base 72 to 305 and encodes 77 amino acids.
CCCAACUGCAGCUGAAUGUCCCAUUUACGAGAAGUCAUGUCAACGCCAAUGAACCUAUCCCUGGUGGUCACAUGCGGCACAGUCUUAAAAGGACAUCAUCACUCUUCUCUGUUUAUUCCCAUCAAGACAACAUUGCAUCAACGGAGCGCUUUGCUUGGCAUUCUGAUCAAUUUGGCUCAGCGAGGAACCGAAGAGGAAGAUUUUACGUGCCCCUGCAUUUGACUCCGCUCAGGUCGCUUGCAGUGCUGUCAUUGCGAUGGAUCAUCCUGUGUUCUAGAACGGCCAUUUACGGGACGGAGACCUGAUCUGGAAUGUGCCAAGAAGUGUUGGUCGUUAGUUUACA